This is a messenger RNA of Micromonas commoda, 1344 nucleotides long. RefSeq lists its product with no specific name. The record is from RefSeq and is a predicted model, not a curated record. The coding region runs from base 1 to 1344 and encodes 447 amino acids. NCBI's taxonomy places the organism in Eukaryota, Viridiplantae, Chlorophyta, Mamiellophyceae, Mamiellales, Mamiellaceae. The transcript has 3 exons.
AUGAAGUCCGCGAGAGAAUUUUGCUCGCCACAGACCGAGAGAGAUGUUGUCCAGGUGCGGGGCGACCUUGGGCCGACAGUCGGCGGGUCUACUCACGUGGCGGCGAGUCCAUCUCCUGUUCCCUCGCGCACGGCUCCUCGAAGGAUGGACGGAUCGUCGGAGCGUGCAGCGGAAUUGUCGGCGGGUAAAGACGAGGAGGCUCGGCUUCGCGCGCUGAGGAUGCGCUCGCUGGCGCCGAAGACUUCCGGCAGGGACUACGCCCAGCACCUGCGGCAGAUCGGGCGCGAGGAGGCUACGUCGAAGAACGACGUCUUCGUGCACAAGAUCCUGCCUGGCCUGCGAUACUUCUUCCAGAAGCACCAUCACCUAAACAUCAGUAAGACCUACGUGAUCCCGGACGAUCCCGGCGUGCCCGAGGCCAUCCGGGGCUUCAACCUUGGGAAGAGGGUGGACAACAUCAGGACUCGCGGCGACUUUGUGCGCCACAACGCCGAGUACCUGGAGAUGCUGCAGAGCGUGGGAGGGGAGACGGAGGCGGAGAGGUUCGUGUGGAGGUCGAAGGACUGGAUAUUUUACCACCAGAUCAUGGCCACCCUGAGGUUCUUCAAGCGAAGGCACGGCCAUCUGCUGGUACCAAGGCACUACGUGUGCCCGCCAGACCCGGAGCUCGCGCGGUUCAAUUGGGGCUUCACCCUCGGGUCCGUCGUGCACGACAUGAGGGAUAAAAACAAGGGGUUCUACCUCGAUCAGGAGCCCGAGCGCGCCAAGGCACUGGCAGAUAUUGAUUUUCCGUGGGAGCUCAAGUCGGCGCACACGUGGCAAAUCAGAGAUGUGCCAGCGCUCGCGUGGUUCAGGCGGCAACACGGGCACCUCGCGGUGCCGACAGAUUACGUGUGCCCGACGGGUAGGGGAGCGCUGGCGAGCGGCCUGCCGAAAAUCGCGCUCGGAAUGCACCUCGGUAGGUACGCGGCUCGGCUUCGUCAGCGGGGCACCACAUCGCCUCUGGAUGAGCUCAAGGUGAAGCAGCUCAACGAAUUGGGCUUCGCGUGGAGCCUGCCAGAUCACUUCGUCAGGAGGACACUCGCGCCUGUGGUCACCUUUUACGUGGCAAAGUACGGGCACCUUUCGCCGCCGCUGACUUACACGGUGCCGUGGGGAAUAAAGGACGUGCCGAGGUGGGCGUGGGGAAUGAACCUGCACGACAGGAUAUAUUCCCUGAACAGGAGAUCAGGGAACAGAUGGGCCGGGGAGAACGGAUCGAGGGAGGAGAGACAGGCGCGGGUGGCACUGAUCGAGUCGACGGUGCGACUCGCGAGAGACAAACACAGCGAUGAGGGCUUCUAG